This is a messenger RNA of Lindgomyces ingoldianus, 3450 nucleotides long. Its product is annotated as DNA mismatch repair protein MSH3. Gene Ontology annotation, molecular function: mismatched DNA binding; ATP binding; ATP-dependent DNA damage sensor activity. Gene Ontology annotation, cellular component: nucleus. The record is from RefSeq and is a predicted model, not a curated record. Bases 1 to 3450 code for a protein of 1149 amino acids. Gene Ontology annotation, biological process: mismatch repair; mitotic recombination. The transcript has 3 exons. Lineage: Eukaryota; Fungi; Ascomycota; Dothideomycetes; Pleosporales; Lindgomycetaceae.
AUGGUGCCCAAAACAAGUUCGUCGCAACUGAGCUCGUCUCAGAAGACGAAGCAGCAAUCCAUCUCUAGCUUCUUCUCCCCGAAGCCCUCGCAAACCGUUAAAUCUACUGUCACCAACCUUCCCCCCCAAGCACCGGCGAUCACGAAUGAAGCAAACCACACGACCCAAGAGCCUAGCUCUGACGAAGAUGAUCUCCCCAUACAACGCACUGUUGUAUCGCGAAGGAAGCGCGUCCUUCUCGACGAGGGAGAGGAUGAGGAGAUGGGAGUGGUUUCCCCAGUACCGAAGCGGGCCCGAAGCAUAGCCAGCAACGGGCACAUCGAAGACAAUGGGAAUACCGGACACCAUACCUCUUUAGUACAAGCAUCUGCCAUUGGGCUCAAUGUUGGAAAGCUUCCUAAAAUCUUAAAUCGGACGUCGAAAUAUAUUUUUUCGUCCUCCCCAGCAGCGACUGAAGAGAAUGAAGCAGAGGAUGAGGAGGAUGCCGCUGCCGCCCAGAAAAGGAAGGAGAAACUACACCAACAAUUUGUAAAGAAACUCGGGAAACCGGACAGCUUUGUGGAGCUUAGGAGGAGGAAUAAGGCCGGCUCGGAGGAGGCUGCAGAGGGCGAAGACGGCGAAGACGAUGAAGAAGACGCCGGGGAACCUACACCAAAAUCUGCAAAAGGCAAGAAAGGUGCAGCUACGAAGAAAGCGCCUGCGAAGCUCACGCCCAUGGUCAAGCAAUACCUGGAGAUCAAGCGAAAGCAUCUCGAUACUAUCAUCAUCACGGAAGUUGGGUACAAGUUCCAGAUCUAUGGAGAGGAUGCCAGGAUUGCUUCGAAGGAGCUCGGAAUUUUCUGUAUCCCGGGGAAAUUCAGAUAUGAUGAACAUCCGUCUGAAGCACAUCUCAGUAGAUUCGCCUCCGCAAGCUUCCCCGUUCACCGCCUUCAGGUCCACGUGAAACGGCUCGUUCAAGCGAAUCAUAAAGUUGGUGUGGUAAGGCAAAUUGAAACGGCAGCAUUGAAAGCGGUCGGAGACAACAGGAACGCCCCGUUCGAGCGCAAACUCACAAACUUGUACACGAAAGGAACUUAUGUCGAUGAUGUGGAAGGGCUGCAACCGUUGAACGGUUCUUCAAACCCCGGUGCACAAUCCACUGGAUACCUCCUUUGUCUCACCGAGACCAAUGCCAAAGGGUGGGGUACCGAUGAGAAGGUCCAUGUUGGCCUUAUUGCCGUACAGCCUGCGACAGGUGAUAUCAUCUACGACGAUUUUGAAGACGGGUUCAUGAGGAGCGAUAUUGAGACGCGGCUACUUCACAUUGCUCCAGCCGAGUUUCUGAUCGUUGGAGAUCUGUCUAAAGCCACAGACAAACUCAUUGAGCAUCUGUCAGCCAGCAAAACGAAUGUCUUUGGUGAUAGGGCACGCGUUGAGAGGUUAGAGAAGCACAAGACGAUGGCCGCUCAAGCCUACAGCCAUAUAUCAAACUUCUACGCCGACAAGAUGAAGUCAAGCUCCGACGCCGAAUCCGACAAGCAAGGUGCUAUCCUCGACAAAGUCCACCAACUCUCCGAGCAUGUCACAAUCUGUCUUUCAGCCAUGAUAACACAUCUUAGUGAGUACGGAUUGGAGCAUGUUUUCGACCUCACAAAGUACUUCCAGCCCUUCAGUGCGCGGUCAUACAUGCUCUUGAACGGCAAUACGCUGUCCAGUCUAGAGAUUUACCAGAAUCAGACAGACUACACAUCCAAAGGCAGCCUAUUCUGGACGAUGGAUCGAACGCAGACGCGAUUCGGACAACGAAUGUUGAGGAAAUGGGUUGGACGGCCAUUGAUCAACAAAGAGAGACUAGAAGAACGCAUUGCAGCUGUCGAGGAGCUAAAAGAGAGGGAGAACACCACCCACGUCGACAGACUAAAGUUCCUCCUUGGAAAAGUCAAGAUAGACCUCGAAAAGGUAUUGAUCAGAAUUUACUACAGGAAAUGCACUCGUCCCGAACUCCUCACCGCUCUUCAAGCCCUCCAAGCCAUCUCCAACGAAUACGCAUUUGUUAAAGGUCCCGAAGACGCUGGCUUCUCGUCGCCGUUGCUUAAUGAAGCGAUUUGCAAUAUUCCAAAGAUUUACCAGGACGUGACGAACAUUCUCGAGAAGAUCAAUCCCCAAGCCGCCCGCGAUGACGAUAAGUACACCUUUUUCCGUGAAGAGCAUGAAGCAGAAGAUAUCAAUGAUUACAAGUUGUCGAUUGCAUCUGUCGAAGACGACCUUGAAGCGCACAGGAAAGUCGCCGCAGAGAAACUGCGGAAGAGUAAGGUGAAUUAUGUCACAGUCGCUGGAAUAGAGUAUUUGAUCGAAGUGAAGAACAACAAGGAUGAAUUGAACAAGGUGCCAGCAAGCUGGACGCAGAUGAGUACGACGAAAGCAGUGAAGCGAUUCCAUACACCAGAGGUCAAAAGGAUGAUCCGAGAGCGGGAUCAACACAAAGAGAGCCUUGCCGGGGCGUGCGAGAGAGCAUACAUCAACCUCCUCAACGAUAUCUCCGCAAAGUACCAGGAACUCCGCGAUUGUGUAAGCGCUCUCGCAACGCUGGAUGCCAUCUUCUCCCUCGCUAUUCUCGCCUCCCAACCCGGUUACGUCAAACCAACAUUCACAUCCGACAUCGAGGUUUCUAUCACCGGUGGCCGCCACCCCAUGGUCGAACAACUUCUACUCGAGUCUUACGUCCCCAACAACCUCCACCUCUCCUCGUCCGCGACCCGCGGCCUCCUCAUCACCGGCCCAAACAUGGGCGGCAAAUCCUCCUACGUGCGUUCCGGCGCACUCAUCGCCAUAAUGGGCCAAAUUGGCUCCUACGUCCCCGCCUCCUCUGCCCGUCUCGGCAUGCUAGACGCCGUGUACACACGCAUGGGCGCCUUCGACAACAUGCUCAAAGGCGAGUCGACAUUCAUGGUCGAGCUCAGCGAAACCGCAGAUAUCCUUAAAUCUGCCACUCCGCGUUCGCUCAUCAUCCUCGACGAGCUGGGUCGCGGGACCAGCACAUUCGAUGGCGUAGCUAUUGCUGAAGCAGUCCUUGACUAUGUUAUCCGUGAGAUUAGGUCGCUGACGCUGUUCAUAACGCAUUAUCAACAUCUAGCGCGAUUACAGGAGAGGUUUAAAGGGAAGGAGUUGAAGAACGUGCAUAUGCGGUUUGAGGAACGAGAUGGGGGGAAGGAGGUUGUGUUUUUGUACGAGGUGGAGGAAGGAAUGAGCCAUAGGUCUUAUGGGCUUAAUGUAGCGAGACUGGCGAGAGUGCCAGACGGCGUUAUUGAGGUGGCGGGGGUGAAGAGUAGAGAGUUGGAGGAGCGGAUGAGAGGUUGUAGGUUAGGGAAUUUGUCGAAGAUGGUGAAUAGAUUGUUAGAGAGUGGGGAUGGGGAUGGAGAUUGUGCGGGAGAGAGCCUCGAGAGACUUGUUGAUGGGAUGGAGCAGUUGUGA